AUUGUAACAUGUAAACAACAAUGUCUGCGCCCUUUGAUGUCCAGUAUUAUUGGAUGUAACUCGGUCUCAUCAAAUUAUCUAUAAUUUAUAAUGUUCAGGAAAUUAAGUCGAUUAGCAUGCGAACUCCCGCGUGUGCGUAUGAAGUUUUUCCAACUGAAACGUUCUUUGUCGCCAUUGAAAAGGACACUGGUUACGUCUGCAGUUUUGUGUGCAACCCCAGUUGUCUUGGAGACUUUUGAACCCAAUGACCCUCGCCUGAAGACCCCAGAAUGCCUGAAGAACGCGGCCGGGAUGGCAGUGGACUCGUCGUCAGCUGUCUUGUCUCAGACUGUUUAUGCCAUCUUCAGGAUUGAGGAAGAAUACAAGGAUCUGAUGGAUCUGAUGGUCAAGUUGAUAGAGUACCAGCUGCAGGUGGUGGGCCACAAGGCCGAGGAGGAGAGGAUGGCCGACAUCAUUCUGGAGACCCGCCUCGAGAUAGACAAAGUCAAACGGAGGAAACAGGAUUUGGAACUUCUCUUCGCGAGUGCUGAAAAGUUGGCGGACGCUACUGCUGAAGUUGCCUUUGCCACAGGCAUGGAGUUUGCGUCCACAAGCAUGGGAGAACGGCUGUACAACACGCAGAGAGAAGUGAAGAGAGUCCAGGAGAAGACGGAAGAGCUGGAGCAGAGGUUACAACAAGUGCAGCUCAAGGUGAUCGAGGUUAUGGGGCAGCUGGAGGAAAAGGAGAAGAAAAAACAAAAACAGAGCUUGUCGGAAGGAGGGGAAGUCCUUGGGGACGCGGGGAGUGACGCGGGAGUUGAGGAGGGGGAGGAGGAGAGAGAGGAUGAGGAUGGACUCCUUGAGGAAGGAAAUGUAUAGAGUUAUAGACGUCUGACAGAAAUUGUUGUCUUUUUGUUUUGUUACAGCAGAGAGAGAGAUGCGAGAGUUGAGGAGGGGGAGGGAGAGGACGUGGGAAGGACUCCGUGAGGAAGAACAUGUAUAGUAGAGGUCUGGCAGAAAUUGUUGUCUUUUUGUUUUGUUACAGCAGAGAGAGAGAGACGCGAGAGUUGAGGAGGGGGAGGGAGAGGACGUGGGAAGGACUCCGUGAGGAAGAACAUGUAUAGUAGAGGUCUGGCAGAAAUUGUUGUCUUUUUGUUUUGUUACAGCAGAGAGAGAGAUGCGAGAGUUGAGGAGGGGGAGGGAGAGGACGUGGGAAGGACUCCGUGAGGAAGAACAUGUAUAGUAGAGGUCUGGCAGAAAUUGUUGUCUUUUUGUUUUGUUACAGCAGAGAGAGAUGCGAGAGUUGAGGAGGGGGAGGGAGAGGACGUGGGAAGGACUCCGUGAGGAAGAACAUGUAUAGUAGUAGUAGAGGUCUGGCAGAAAUUGUUGUCUUUUUGUUUUGUUACAGCAUGUGUUGUUUUGAAAAGAUGGUGGUAACUUCUCCUUUGAGAGGAUUUGUUGAAAGUGGUAUCGUCUUUUUGAAGCACAGUGUAUGAAAUUGCAAUUUGCCUUGUGUUAUGUUAUAUUUGCAGAGAUUUAUUAUAAAAAAUGUGAUGAUGAAUAAAGAUACAUAACAAUAUGAC
This is a messenger RNA of Aplysia californica (California sea hare), 1562 nucleotides long. RefSeq lists its product as uncharacterized. The transcript is spliced from 5 exons. NCBI's taxonomy places the organism in Eukaryota, Metazoa, Mollusca, Gastropoda, Aplysiida, Aplysiidae. Gene Ontology annotation, biological process: intrinsic apoptotic signaling pathway in response to oxidative stress; neuron apoptotic process. Gene Ontology annotation, cellular component: mitochondrion. The record is from RefSeq and is a predicted model, not a curated record. The coding region runs from base 91 to 858 and encodes 255 amino acids.